This is a messenger RNA of Puntigrus tetrazona (Sumatra barb), 1087 nucleotides long. It is a transcript of the gene mrps15, whose product is annotated as mitochondrial ribosomal protein S15. The record is from RefSeq and is a predicted model, not a curated record. Gene Ontology annotation, biological process: translation. Bases 104 to 856 code for a protein of 250 amino acids. The transcript has 8 exons. NCBI's taxonomy places the organism in Eukaryota, Metazoa, Chordata, Actinopteri, Cypriniformes, Cyprinidae. Gene Ontology annotation, molecular function: structural constituent of ribosome. Gene Ontology annotation, cellular component: ribosome.
AUUACUAAUGUCUGUUAAAGAUGGCGCCCUACAUUAACUGAAGGGGCAAAUGCGUUCUGCGAGAGCAUAUACGAAUUGAAGACGAUUACUUUAUAUAAUCACAAUGUUUUUAAAAAGCAUUUUUCGAUCUACAGUGUUGGGUUUACGGACACGGAGUGUAUUUUCAGGUGCAAGGCAGGGUAAUGCUGUUUUACCUGCCUUCACGCAGCCUCAAUGCAGCUUUUAUGCGAACUGGACGUUAACCAGUAUUUGUAAACGUGAUGAAAUCCUCCUAAACCAACCAGCGAGGCAGUAUGCUCGGCCCUCUAAAAAGAAACAAGAAUUCCCAAGUCAGCUUCAGGACCUGGAACCAUCCAUGCUAAAGCAUGAAUAUGCAUCCGUCCCGCUUGCACAAUCGAUAAACGAUGUGGUGAAGAAACUGCUUACGCUGGAGCUUGCGAAUCAUAGUGAAAAACUGCGUUUGAAAGAGGAACAACUUAUUGCCAAGGUGCAGAAGGAUGAGAACGACCGCAGUUCAAUGGAGGUCAAGGUGGCCAUUUUGACAGCGCGUAUUCGCAACUUUCAGGAACAUUUACACAAGCACCCCAAGGAUAAAGCCAACAAAAGAUUGAUGCUCAUGGCCAUCGAUAAUAGGAAUAAAAAGCUGAAGGUUCUGAGAAAGACUCAUUAUGACUCCUUCGAAAAACUGUGCCGAGAGCUUGGAAUCACAUACACGUUCCCUCCUGAAUAUUAUCGGCGGGUCACCCGACGUUGGCUGGCCAAAAAGGCCUUCUGCAAUAAGGUCUUUCAAGAAGUACAGAAACAAAAAGCAGAGCAGAGAGAGAAACAGAGAGCAGCAGAGGCUAAUGGAAAGUAGCCGUCAACUUCUACAGAACCAAAGGAACUGUGGCAUAGUGAUGUUCAGAUAGCUGACAAGACCUGUGUGCUGAAAUGUCCUGAAGAACAAUCUGAUACAAUCUCUUUUGAUGUCACAUUCUAAGAAAAAACUUAACAGAAACAUUUAUGCUCAACACAAUUUUAUCAACAUUUAUUGUCUUCAAUGGUAAAUCACCUUUUGGCUGCACCAAAUAAACGGUCUUAAAAUUCA